Micropterus salmoides (largemouth bass) is the source of this 9916-nucleotide messenger RNA. RefSeq names its product golgin subfamily B member 1-like. The record is from RefSeq and is a predicted model, not a curated record. Lineage: Eukaryota; Metazoa; Chordata; Actinopteri; Centrarchiformes; Centrarchidae. The transcript has a single exon. The coding region runs from base 16 to 9909 and encodes 3297 amino acids.
AAUGAGGAUGUGCAAAUGCUGUACACUGUAUUGGAACAAAAGCUUGGAGAACUUGAUAAACAGAAAGAAAGCGUGGCUGGUGACACUGAGAUUUUAGAGAGAGAAAGGGAAAGUCUGCUAAGUAUGCUCUCCGACAUGGACAUCCAGAGAGAACACAUGGAAAAUAUGUGGAAGCAAAAGUUUGAGAUGGAAAAACAAAAUCUUGGAAAACUUAAGGCACAACUGAAGCGAGACAGAGAGGAUCUGAAUAGAAGGAAUGAGCUGUUGAACAAAGAGAAAGUGGACUGUGACCAGAUGCGGUCUGACAUCCAGACACAAACUGACUUAUUAGAACAAGAGAAACAAGACAUAAAAGAGGAAAGAGACAGGUUGGAAUUCACAAAGAUAGAGCUGCAAAAGAAGAAGGAAAACCUUGAAUGUCUGUUUGACGGCAUAUACAGAGAGAAAGCCAACAUUAAAGAUCUAGCCCUUCAUGUUCAGACAAAAAGGGACGAACUUGAGAAAGUCAUUAACAUGAUUGCCUUCAGACGAAAAGAACAAGAGCUCAGGGGAGACGACAUCAAAAGACAAACACAAGAACUGGAGACCAGUAAGAACAGCGCACUGGCAGAAAGACAAGAACUGGAAGUUUUGAAGAAGCAUCUCAACAAGAAGGGGGAAGAGCUUGAAGCUGCCAUGAAUAGCAUCAGUGGAGAGAGAGGACAACUCAGUCAGAUGAAGAUCAGUACUGAGAGGGACAGGGAAAUACUUUUGAAUGAAAAGGACAGACUAGAAAGAGAUCGGUCAGAGCUGAAAAUAAGAAAAGAACAACUCUUGAAUAAAAUGAAAUCAAUAGAAUCUCUGAGGGCAAAACUUCAACACCUGAGUGAAAGGAUGAGUGAAGACAUGAGAGACAAAAUCGCCAGACUGGAGCAAAACAACGACGACAUUCUGAAACUAUUGACUGUAUUGGAGCAAAAGCAUUGGGAUUUGUGUGAAAAGAAAGAAUAUAUGCCACGUUACGCUAAGGCAAUCGAGACUGAAAAGAAAGGUUUGAAGAGUGUUUUGGCCGAAAUUGUCAUCCAGAGACAAGAUAUGGAAAAUCGAAUGAAACAAGAGGCUUUGUUGGGAACGACGGAUCUUGAAAAGCUGAAGGCAGAGCUGAAGCAAGACAGAGAGGAUCUGAACAGAAUGACUGAGCUGUUGAACAAAGAGAAAGUGCACUUGGACCAGAUGAGGUCUGACAUCCAGAGACAAACUGACGUAUUAGAACAAGAGAAACAAGACAUAAAAGUGGCAAGAGACAAGUUGGACAUCACAAAGACUGAGCUGCAAAAGAAGAAGGAAAAUGCAGUCAGUCUGUUUGACGAGAUAAACAGAGAGAAAACCCACGUGAAAAAUCUGACUCUUCGGGUUCGGAGAGAACGAGAUGAACUCGAAAAUGUCAUGAACAUGAUUACCUUCAGACAAAAAGAGCAAGAACUCAAGGAAGACGACAUCAAAAGACAAACACAAGAACUGGAGACCAGUAAGAACAGUGUACUGGCAGAAAGAGAAGAACUGGAACUUUUGAGGAAGGACCUCAACAAGAAAGUAGAAGAGGUGGAAUCAGCCACAAACAGCAUGAGUGGAGAGCGCGAACAACUCACGAAAAUGAAGACUGACCAUGACAAAGGGAGAGAAAUGCUUUUGAAUGAAAAGGACAUAAUGGACAGAGAAAGGGAAGAGCUGAAAAUAAGAGAAGAUCAACUGAUGAGUAAAAUGAAAUCCAUAGAAACUCUGAGAGCAAAACUUCUACAGCAAAAUGUGACGAUAAGUGAAGGCGUAAAAUACAAGGUGGACAGGUUGAGACAAAACAAUGAGGAUGUGCUAAUGCUGUACACUGUAUUGGAACAAAAGCUUGGAGAACUUGAUAAACAGAAAGAAAGCGUGGCUGGUGACACUGAGAUUUUAGAGAGAGAAAGGGAAAGUCUGCUAAGUAUGCUCUCCGACAUGGACAUCCAGAGAGAACACAUGGAAAAUAUGUGGAAGCAAAAGUUUGAGAUGGAAAAACAAAAUCUUGGAAAACUUAAGGCACAACUGAAGCGAGACAGAGAGGAUCUGAAUAGAAGGAAUGAGCUGUUGAACAAAGAGAAAGUGGACUGUGACCAGAUGCGGUCUGACAUCCAGACACAAACUGACUUAUUAGAACAAGAGAAACAAGACAUAAAAGAGGAAAGAGACAGGUUGGAAUUCACAAAGAUAGAGCUGCAAAAGAAGAAGGAAAACCUUGAAUGUCUGUUUGACGGCAUAUACAGAGAGAAAGCCAACAUUAAAGAUCUAGCCCUUCAUGUUCAGACAAAAAGGGACGAACUUGAGAAAGUCAUUAACAUGAUUGCCUUCAGACGAAAAGAACAAGAGCUCAGGGGAGACGACAUCAAAAGACAAACACAAGAACUGGAGACCAGUAAGAACAGCGCACUGGCAGAAAGACAAGAACUGGAAGUUUUGAAGAAGCAUCUCAACAAGAAGGGGGAAGAGCUUGAAGCUGCCAUGAAUAGCAUCAGUGGAGAGAGAGGACAACUCAGUCAGAUGAAGAUCAGUACUGAGAGGGACAGGGAAAUACUUUUGAAUGAAAAGGACAGACUAGAAAGAGAUCGGUCAGAGCUGAAAAUAAGAAAAGAACAACUCUUGAAUAAAAUGAAAUCAAUAGAAUCUCUGAGGGCAAAACUUCAACACCUGAGUGAAAGGAUGAGUGAAGACAUGAGAGACAAAAUCGCCAGACUGGAGCAAAACAACGACGACAUUCUGAAACUAUUGACUGUAUUGGAGCAAAAGCAUUGGGAUUUGUGUGAAAAGAAAGAAUAUAUGCCACGUUACGCUAAGGCAAUCGAGACUGAAAAGAAAGGUUUGAAGAGUGUUUUGGCCGAAAUUGUCAUCCAGAGACAAGAUAUGGAAAAUCGAAUGAAACAAGAGGCUUUGUUGGGAACGACGGAUCUUGAAAAGCUGAAGGCAGAGCUGAAGCAAGACAGAGAGGAUCUGAACAGAAUGACUGAGCUGUUGAACAAAGAGAAAGUGCACUUGGACCAGAUGAGGUCUGACAUCCAGAGACAAACUGACGUAUUAGAACAAGAGAAACAAGACAUAAAAGUGGCAAGAGACAAGUUGGACAUCACAAAGACUGAGCUGCAAAAGAAGAAGGAAAAUGCAGUCAGUCUGUUUGACGAGAUAAACAGAGAGAAAACCCACGUGAAAAAUCUGACUCUUCGGGUUCGGAGAGAACGAGAUGAACUCGAAAAUGUCAUGAACAUGAUUACCUUCAGACAAAAAGAGCAAGAACUCAAGGAAGACGACAUCAAAAGACAAACACAAGAACUGGAGACCAGUAAGAACAGUGUACUGGCAGAAAGAGAAGAACUGGAACUUUUGAGGAAGGACCUCAACAAGAAAGUAGAAGAGGUGGAAUCAGCCACAAACAGCAUGAGUGGAGAGCGCGAACAACUCACGAAAAUGAAGACUGACCAUGACAAAGGGAGAGAAAUGCUUUUGAAUGAAAAGGACAUAAUGGACAGAGAAAGGGAAGAGCUGAAAAUAAGAGAAGAUCAACUGAUGAGUAAAAUGAAAUCCAUAGAAACUCUGAGAGCAAAACUUCUACAGCAAAAUGUGACGAUAAGUGAAGGCGUAAAAUACAAGGUGGACAGGUUGAGACAAAACAAUGAGGAUGUGCUAAUGCUGUACACUGUAUUGGAACAAAAGCUUGGAGAACUUGAUAAACAGAAAGAAAGCGUGGCUGGUGACACUGAGAUUUUAGAGAGAGAAAGGGAAAGUCUGCUAAGUAUGCUCUCCGACAUGGACAUCCAGAGAGAACACAUGGAAAAUAUGUGGAAGCAAAAGUUUGAGAUGGAAAAACAAAAUCUUGGAAAACUUAAGGCACAACUGAAGCGAGACAGAGAGGAUCUGAAUAGAAGGAAUGAGCUGUUGAACAAAGAGAAAGUGGACUGUGACCAGAUGCGGUCUGACAUCCAGACACAAACUGACUUAUUAGAACAAGAGAAACAAGACAUAAAAGAGGAAAGAGACAGGUUGGAAUUCACAAAGAUAGAGCUGCAAAAGAAGAAGGAAAACCUUGAAUGUCUGUUUGACGGCAUAUACAGAGAGAAAGCCAACAUUAAAGAUCUAGCCCUUCAUGUUCAGACAAAAAGGGACGAACUUGAGAAAGUCAUUAACAUGAUUGCCUUCAGACGAAAAGAACAAGAGCUCAGGGGAGACGACAUCAAAAGACAAACACAAGAACUGGAGACCAGUAAGAACAGCGCACUGGCAGAAAGACAAGAACUGGAAGUUUUGAAGAAGCAUCUCAACAAGAAGGGGGAAGAGCUUGAAGCUGCCAUGAAUAGCAUCAGUGGAGAGAGAGGACAACUCAGUCAGAUGAAGAUCAGUACUGAGAGGGACAGGGAAAUACUUUUGAAUGAAAAGGACAGACUAGAAAGAGAUCGGUCAGAGCUGAAAAUAAGAAAAGAACAACUCUUGAAUAAAAUGAAAUCAAUAGAAUCUCUGAGGGCAAAACUUCAACACCUGAGUGAAAGGAUGAGUGAAGACAUGAGAGACAAAAUCGCCAGACUGGAGCAAAACAACGACGACAUUCUGAAACUAUUGACUGUAUUGGAGCAAAAGCAUUGGGAUUUGUGUGAAAAGAAAGAAUAUAUGCCACGUUACGCUAAGGCAAUCGAGACUGAAAAGAAAGGUUUGAAGAGUGUUUUGGCCGAAAUUGUCAUCCAGAGACAAGAUAUGGAAAAUCGAAUGAAACAAGAGGCUUUGUUGGGAACGACGGAUCUUGAAAAGCUGAAGGCAGAGCUGAAGCAAGACAGAGAGGAUCUGAACAGAAUGACUGAGCUGUUGAACAAAGAGAAAGUGCACUUGGACCAGAUGAGGUCUGACAUCCAGAGACAAACUGACGUAUUAGAACAAGAGAAACAAGACAUAAAAGUGGCAAGAGACAAGUUGGACAUCACAAAGACUGAGCUGCAAAAGAAGAAGGAAAAUGCAGUCAGUCUGUUUGACGAGAUAAACAGAGAGAAAACCCACGUGAAAAAUCUGACUCUUCGGGUUCGGAGAGAACGAGAUGAACUCGAAAAUGUCAUGAACAUGAUUACCUUCAGACAAAAAGAGCAAGAACUCAAGGAAGACGACAUCAAAAGACAAACACAAGAACUGGAGACCAGUAAGAACAGUGUACUGGCAGAAAGAGAAGAACUGGAACUUUUGAGGAAGGACCUCAACAAGAAAGUAGAAGAGGUGGAAUCAGCCACAAACAGCAUGAGUGGAGAGCGCGAACAACUCACGAAAAUGAAGACUGACCAUGACAAAGGGAGAGAAAUGCUUUUGAAUGAAAAGGACAUAAUGGACAGAGAAAGGGAAGAGCUGAAAAUAAGAGAAGAUCAACUGAUGAGUAAAAUGAAAUCCAUAGAAACUCUGAGAGCAAAACUUCUACAGCAAAAUGUGACGAUAAGUGAAGGCGUAAAAUACAAGGUGGACAGGUUGAGACAAAACAAUGAGGAUGUGCUAAUGCUGUACACUGUAUUGGAACAAAAGCUUGGAGAACUUGAUAAACAGAAAGAAAGCGUGGCUGGUGACACUGAGAUUUUAGAGAGAGAAAGGGAAAGUCUGCUAAGUAUGCUCUCCGACAUGGACAUCCAGAGAGAACACAUGGAAAAUAUGUGGAAGCAAAAGUUUGAGAUGGAAAAACAAAAUCUUGGAAAACUUAAGGCACAACUGAAGCGAGACAGAGAGGAUCUGAAUAGAAGGAAUGAGCUGUUGAACAAAGAGAAAGUGGACUGUGACCAGAUGCGGUCUGACAUCCAGACACAAACUGACUUAUUAGAACAAGAGAAACAAGACAUAAAAGAGGAAAGAGACAGGUUGGAAUUCACAAAGAUAGAGCUGCAAAAGAAGAAGGAAAACCUUGAAUGUCUGUUUGACGGCAUAUACAGAGAGAAAGCCAACAUUAAAGAUCUAGCCCUUCAUGUUCAGACAAAAAGGGACGAACUUGAGAAAGUCAUUAACAUGAUUGCCUUCAGACGAAAAGAACAAGAGCUCAGGGGAGACGACAUCAAAAGACAAACACAAGAACUGGAGACCAGUAAGAACAGCGCACUGGCAGAAAGACAAGAACUGGAAGUUUUGAAGAAGCAUCUCAACAAGAAGGGGGAAGAGCUUGAAGCUGCCAUGAAUAGCAUCAGUGGAGAGAGAGGACAACUCAGUCAGAUGAAGAUCAGUACUGAGAGGGACAGGGAAAUACUUUUGAAUGAAAAGGACAGACUAGAAAGAGAUCGGUCAGAGCUGAAAAUAAGAAAAGAACAACUCUUGAAUAAAAUGAAAUCAAUAGAAUCUCUGAGGGCAAAACUUCAACACCUGAGUGAAAGGAUGAGUGAAGACAUGAGAGACAAAAUCGCCAGACUGGAGCAAAACAACGACGACAUUCUGAAACUAUUGACUGUAUUGGAGCAAAAGCAUUGGGAUUUGUGUGAAAAGAAAGAAUAUAUGCCACGUUACGCUAAGGCAAUCGAGACUGAAAAGAAAGGUUUGAAGAGUGUUUUGGCCGAAAUUGUCAUCCAGAGACAAGAUAUGGAAAAUCGAAUGAAACAAGAGGCUUUGUUGGGAACGACGGAUCUUGAAAAGCUGAAGGCAGAGCUGAAGCAAGACAGAGAGGAUCUGAACAGAAUGACUGAGCUGUUGAACAAAGAGAAAGUGCACUUGGACCAGAUGAGGUCUGACAUCCAGAGACAAACUGACGUAUUAGAACAAGAGAAACAAGACAUAAAAGUGGCAAGAGACAAGUUGGACAUCACAAAGACUGAGCUGCAAAAGAAGAAGGAAAAUGCAGUCAGUCUGUUUGACGAGAUAAACAGAGAGAAAACCCACGUGAAAAAUCUGACUCUUCGGGUUCGGAGAGAACGAGAUGAACUCGAAAAUGUCAUGAACAUGAUUACCUUCAGACAAAAAGAGCAAGAACUCAAGGAAGACGACAUCAAAAGACAAACACAAGAACUGGAGACCAGUAAGAACAGUGUACUGGCAGAAAGAGAAGAACUGGAACUUUUGAGGAAGGACCUCAACAAGAAAGUAGAAGAGGUGGAAUCAGCCACAAACAGCAUGAGUGGAGAGCGCGAACAACUCACGAAAAUGAAGACUGACCAUGACAAAGGGAGAGAAAUGCUUUUGAAUGAAAAGGACAUAAUGGACAGAGAAAGGGAAGAGCUGAAAAUAAGAGAAGAUCAACUGAUGAGUAAAAUGAAAUCCAUAGAAACUCUGAGAGCAAAACUUCUACAGCAAAAUGUGACGAUAAGUGAAGGCGUAAAAUACAAGGUGGACAGGUUGAGACAAAACAAUGAGGAUGUGCUAAUGCUGUACACUGUAUUGGAACAAAAGCUUGGAGAACUUGAUAAACAGAAAGAAAGCGUGGCUGGUGACACUGAGAUUUUAGAGAGAGAAAGGGAAAGUCUGCUAAGUAUGCUCUCCGACAUGGACAUCCAGAGAGAACACAUGGAAAAUAUGUGGAAGCAAAAGUUUGAGAUGGAAAAACAAAAUCUUGGAAAACUUAAGGCACAACUGAAGCGAGACAGAGAGGAUCUGAAUAGAAGGAAUGAGCUGUUGAACAAAGAGAAAGUGGACUGUGACCAGAUGCGGUCUGACAUCCAGACACAAACUGACUUAUUAGAACAAGAGAAACAAGACAUAAAAGAGGAAAGAGACAGGUUGGAAUUCACAAAGAUAGAGCUGCAAAAGAAGAAGGAAAACCUUGAAUGUCUGUUUGACGGCAUAUACAGAGAGAAAGCCAACAUUAAAGAUCUAGCCCUUCAUGUUCAGACAAAAAGGGACGAACUUGAGAAAGUCAUUAACAUGAUUGCCUUCAGACGAAAAGAACAAGAGCUCAGGGGAGACGACAUCAAAAGACAAACACAAGAACUGGAGACCAGUAAGAACAGCGCACUGGCAGAAAGACAAGAACUGGAAGUUUUGAAGAAGCAUCUCAACAAGAAGGGGGAAGAGCUUGAAGCUGCCAUGAAUAGCAUCAGUGGAGAGAGAGGACAACUCAGUCAGAUGAAGAUCAGUACUGAGAGGGACAGGGAAAUACUUUUGAAUGAAAAGGACAGACUAGAAAGAGAUCGGUCAGAGCUGAAAAUAAGAAAAGAACAACUCUUGAAUAAAAUGAAAUCAAUAGAAUCUCUGAGGGCAAAACUUCAACACCUGAGUGAAAGGAUGAGUGAAGACAUGAGAGACAAAAUCGCCAGACUGGAGCAAAACAACGACGACAUUCUGAAACUAUUGACUGUAUUGGAGCAAAAGCAUUGGGAUUUGUGUGAAAAGAAAGAAUAUAUGCCACGUUACGCUAAGGCAAUCGAGACUGAAAAGAAAGGUUUGAAGAGUGUUUUGGCCGAAAUUGUCAUCCAGAGACAAGAUAUGGAAAAUCGAAUGAAACAAGAGGCUUUGUUGGGAACGACGGAUCUUGAAAAGCUGAAGGCAGAGCUGAAGCAAGACAGAGAGGAUCUGAACAGAAUGACUGAGCUGUUGAACAAAGAGAAAGUGCACUUGGACCAGAUGAGGUCUGACAUCCAGAGACAAACUGACGUAUUAGAACAAGAGAAACAAGACAUAAAAGUGGCAAGAGACAAGUUGGACAUCACAAAGACUGAGCUGCAAAAGAAGAAGGAAAAUGCAGUCAGUCUGUUUGACGAGAUAAACAGAGAGAAAACCCACGUGAAAAAUCUGACUCUUCGGGUUCGGAGAGAACGAGAUGAACUCGAAAAUGUCAUGAACAUGAUUACCUUCAGACAAAAAGAGCAAGAACUCAAGGAAGACGACAUCAAAAGACAAACACAAGAACUGGAGACCAGUAAGAACAGUGUACUGGCAGAAAGAGAAGAACUGGAACUUUUGAGGAAGGACCUCAACAAGAAAGUAGAAGAGGUGGAAUCAGCCACAAACAGCAUGAGUGGAGAGCGCGAACAACUCACGAAAAUGAAGACUGACCAUGACAAAGGGAGAGAAAUGCUUUUGAAUGAAAAGGACAUAAUGGACAGAGAAAGGGAAGAGCUGAAAAUAAGAGAAGAUCAACUGAUGAGUAAAAUGAAAUCCAUAGAAACUCUGAGAGCAAAACUUCUACAGCAAAAUGUGAAGAUAAGUGAAGGCGUAAAAUACAAGGUGGACAGGUUGAGACAAAACAAUGAGGAUGUGCUAAUGCUGUACACUGUAUUGGAACAAAAGCUUGGAGAACUUGAUAAACAGAAAGAAAGCGUGGCUGGUGACACUGAGAUUUUAGAGAGAGAAAGGGAAAGUCUGCUAAGUAUGCUCUCCGACAUGGACAUCCAGAGAGAACACAUGGAAAAUAUGUGGAAGCAAAAGUUUGAGAUGGAAAAACAAAAUCUUGGAAAACUUAAGGCACAACUGAAGCGAGACAGAGAGGAUCUGAAUAGAAGGAAUGAGCUGUUGAACAAAGAGAAAGUGGACUGUGACCAGAUGCGGUCUGACAUCCAGACACAAACUGACUUAUUAGAACAAGAGAAACAAGACAUAAAAGAGGAAAGAGACAGGUUGGAAUUCACAAAGAUAGAGCUGCAAAAGAAGAAGGAAAACCUUGAAUGUCUGUUUGACGGCAUAUACAGAGAGAAAGCCAACAUUAAAGAUCUAGCCCUUCAUGUUCAGACAAAAAGGGACGAACUUGAGAAAGUCAUUAACAUGAUUGCCUUCAGACGAAAAGAACAAGAGCUCAGGGGAGACGACAUCAAAAGACAAACACAAGAACUGGAGACCAGUAAGAACAGCGCACUGGCAGAAAGACAAGAACUGGAAGUUUUGAAGAAGCAUCUCAACAAGAAGGGGGAAGAGCUUGAAGCUGCCAUGAAUAGCAUCAGUGGAGAGAGGACAACUCAGUCAGAUGAAGAUCAGUACUGAGAGGGAC